Corythoichthys intestinalis (scribbled pipefish) is the source of this 3166-nucleotide messenger RNA. RefSeq names its product ring finger protein 144aa (gene rnf144aa). Gene Ontology annotation, molecular function: ubiquitin protein ligase activity; ubiquitin conjugating enzyme binding; zinc ion binding. NCBI's taxonomy places the organism in Eukaryota, Metazoa, Chordata, Actinopteri, Syngnathiformes, Syngnathidae. Gene Ontology annotation, cellular component: ubiquitin ligase complex; cytoplasm; Golgi apparatus. The transcript is spliced from 8 exons. Bases 587 to 1474 code for a protein of 295 amino acids. Gene Ontology annotation, biological process: protein polyubiquitination; ubiquitin-dependent protein catabolic process; positive regulation of proteasomal ubiquitin-dependent protein catabolic process. The record is from RefSeq and is a predicted model, not a curated record.
GUUUGCUGUAAGCCUCCUCUAAGCUGCAAACAGGAAGCUUCUCCGGCACAUCGACUAUGGCGUCCCAGCAGUGGGUUCAUUUCCUAUGGAGGUUGGCAGCAGCACAAUCGACGGCUGAGAGGUAAACGCACCGCCUCUUUCCUUCGUUUCCUCCCUCCUUUACCAAGCACCAGGACGGACGUUUGCAUGUCGCAGACAUUGCGCACUCUUGACGGAACCGAAACCCGCUGCUGUUUUCACAAAUAAGCCUGGCACACAAGAAAAAAAAAAAAAAAACGAGCAUAGGAGGCUUCUUUCCUAUCUGCCAAGAGUCGCUAUAAUAUUAAGGGGCCGUUUUGUUGCUUUUGGAGACGACUGCUUUCCGGUACCGUUGUUGCUCGGCCGGGCACGGAAGGAACAUGGAUGGGCUUAAGCCUGCCUGAAAUAACCCCACAAACAUUCAUCUCACUCGGUUGACUGGACGUGCUUCCCAACCCCCUCCUAAAUCCAAUUCAGGAAACCUAUCUUCACGUUCACCUCCUGCCGCUGCUGAGGUUCAUCCAUCAAGACGGCGUCAACACCGGGAGCCAGCUCUGUGGCGGCAAAGAUGACCGCGGCACGGUACCGUCCCACAUGGGAGCUGGCAAUGGACCCUCUGGUCUCAUGUAAGCUGUGCCUUGGAGAGUUCCCCCUUGAGCAGAUGACCACCAUCACACAGUGCCAAUGUGUCUUCUGUACACUGUGCCUGAAGCAGUAUGUGGAACUUUUGAUCAAAGAAGGCCUUGAAACUGCAAUUAGUUGUCCAGACUCUGCCUGUCCAAAAAGAGGACACUUACAGGAAAAUGAGAUUGAGUGCAUGGUAGCCACAGAUAUGAUGCAGAGAUACAAGAAGCUUCAGUUUGAAAGAGAGGUGCUGCUGGACCCUUGCCGGACGUGGUGCCCCUCCUCGACCUGCCAGGCUGUGUGCCAAUUAAAGGAAGCCGAUUCUCAAGCUCUGCCCCAGCUGGUGCAGUGUGCCGUUUGCGCGCAUGAAUUUUGUUCAACAUGCAAAGCCAACUGGCACCCUGGUCAGGCCUGCUCAGAGAACAACCUUCCCAUCUCCUCUUUCCUGCCAGGGGAAAACAGCUCUUUCUAUAAGAACGAUGAGAACGACGCCCCCAUCAAACGCUGUCCUAAAUGCAAAGUUUACAUCGAGAGGGACGAGGGUUGUGCACAGAUGAUGUGCAAGAACUGCAAGCAUGCCUUCUGCUGGUACUGUCUGGAAUCCCUCGAUGACGACUUCCUCCUGAUUCACUACGACAAAGGGCCUUGUCGAAACAAACUGGGCCACUCCAGGGCGUCCGUGAUCUGGCACAGAACACAGGUGGUGGGGAUCUUUGCCGGAUUUGGCCUACUCCUGCUGGUUGCCUCCCCUUUCCUCCUCCUGGCCACACCCAUCGUCCUGUGCUGCAAGUGCAAGUGCAGCAAAGGUGACGACGACCCUCUGCCCACUUAAACGCCACCGACAAGAGCCGCCGGUGUGGGAAAAACCGCUCAAAGGAUGGCCCAUCUUCAUUUUUGCUCUUUUCAUGCUAUUUUUGUUCCUCUCCUCCCAACCGGCUUUGAGCGCAAAUUUUUCUGGGGCUGAGCUUGCACGAAGCCCAGGCUGCUUUGGGAUCCAUCGCUCUGCAUGGUAGAUAAGUGAGUUGACAGUAUGGCCCUCCCUGAAGAGAGGGGUGCAGGGUCCAAACCCAUCACGGGUCAGUGGUAAAGUCAGAGCCACUUUAAGUGCUUUUCUGUCGGUGGGAUAUCACAAACACUGAGAUAACGUUUCUCUUGUAUGGAGAAUAAACUGCUCUUGACCCCGUUUGCCUCCCGCCAAAACACCUGAUGUAGCUCUACAGGUUCAGUCCAGUAGCAUUAGAGGCACACCACGCAUGUUCGGUGUUCACUCGAUUUGCACAUAUCAACAUGGCUUUUCAUGUUGGCGGCCGAGGUAGAGACUACUGCGCUCAGCUCAGUACAACGCGUCCCCUCCAAUGAUGUCAUUGUUUUAUAACCUUGCGCUUUUAAUAGAACUGAGUCGUGUCUACUGUAUAUACUAUCUUGUACUUUUAAGCGUUUCCAAACCUUUAAGGAACCGGGGAUUGCAGCUCCAAUGUGCAUGUACGUAUUUCCAAAUUCAGUGCCGAUUUAAAAGCCGAUCGGAGGACUUUCUCAAAGAGAUGCCUCUCCUUUGAUACACCCCCAAAGUGGCGGUUUAGCCAAAACAGAAACAGAUAGCCUUAGGAUUGAGAAUAGCCAAAAGCAGCCAUUUCCCCCUCAUGUGGUAAAUCCAAAUAUAUAAUCCCAGGGAAAAUGUGUAUAAAGACCUUUCGAUGUGUCAGUCAAGCUACGUGUUCUGAUGAUUCUAUGAUGUCAUUCAUAUGUCACUGUUAAUAGCUAUACUCGUUUUAGGGAGGGAAAAUAAAAAGUUGUGUAAUUCUAAAGGCCUUUAUUUCUUAAAGGGGAAGUUCAGAAUUUUUGACUUUAAGCUUAAUUUCCAAGAUAGCACGGAUUUAAUUUGUCGGUGGAGUUGGUUUCAACAAAUUCCAUGCAGUGUUGGUCAUGGCAGGGCUCGGAAGUGUCUAAGCUAGCCAGUGGCACCACCAGGGGGUAGCCAGGGGUGGCCGUGGCCACCCCUAUAAAUUGGUUGGCCACCCCACUGGCCACCCCGCUUGCCAAUAGACCGUUUGAUUGUUGUAGCAUCAGUUAUGCAUUUAUUUUGUUUUGUUAAAUGUAGGGCUGUCAAAUUUAUCGCGUUAACGGGCAGUAAUUAAUUUUUUUAAAUUAAUCACGUGAAAAUAUUUAUCGCAACUAACUCGACUCAUUCACGCAUUGCCACAAACAGCCUACAAUGGCGCUGUUUUACAUAUAUACAGGGAUAAGAGGCAGAGUCGAGUAGAUACAAGCAUUCAUUGGGGCCGUGCUUUUAAUUGGCAAAAGCUUUGUCAUCUCUCCCACAGCAACUAUAAAUAUUGUGGGAAGCAACAUGGGGAAGAAUGACAGAAGUUGAUCUUUUUCUUAACACCCUGUGGUUUACCCAACGCAGAGAAGAUAUAGCGUAUAGCGUGCAGCCACCACACACAGUCAUGGUUGCACCACUUUCCAUCAUGCAUUUGGGCAGAACAGUUGAGUCACGACAGUAUCAUUUACUGAAAGCUCAACA